Molecule: messenger RNA, 2978 nt
Organism: Kockovaella imperatae
Lineage: Eukaryota; Fungi; Basidiomycota; Tremellomycetes; Tremellales; Cuniculitremaceae
Product: glycosyl hydrolase family 71-domain-containing protein
Exons: 3
Coding region: 281-2842 (853 amino acids)
Molecular function (GO): glucan endo-1,3-alpha-glucosidase activity
Source: RefSeq, a predicted model, not a curated record
ACAGGACCGCGAUGUUGCUCGACGGACGGUGUAGAGUAAAGUGGAUCGUGCUCAUCUCUUUCUAUCAUUCGUCCAACCAUCAUCCUUCAUUCAGUCGUGGAUCGACUUGUCCCCUUCGUUCAAUUUCUUCACUCUCUUUUGAGCCAGGUGCUCUCACAGCCUCGACGGCCUCACUCUCUUUUCCCUCGUUGCAGCUCUCUCUACGGUCUUCUAGCUAGCUAGGACCGAUUCAAGCCACCUCUAACCUCCCCCAAAUCUAUCAAAAUCAAUUCAGUGGACCAUGGUCCAUAUCUCCCCUUCGGCCUCACUAGUGUGGCUGCUUGCAGCUACUGCUGGUGUGUCCGAGGCUAAACCUUUCCUCCCUCCUGGUCAUCACGCUCCUCCCAAUAUUGCCAACCUCCUCUCGGCGUCCAAACGCUCGGUGCAGAACCUCAUUGGAAGAUUCUACUAUGGCACAGAAUGGGGAUUGACCAAACCACCUCCUCUUCCUUCCAAACGUGAUUCGUCUCUGCCCGUUGGUUGGGAGUACUACGGAUGCCUCACCGAGUCGAAGGGACAACGUCUGCUGCAAGGCUUUGCAUUUUCUUCCAUGUCAAUGAGUACCGACAUGUGUCUGAACCAAUGCGCGAAAAUGGGAUACAAAUUUGGGGGUACAGAAGCUGGUGAUGAGUGCUUCUGUGGCAACGAGUUCCUGGGCAGCGGUGGUCAGGUCACUGGUGAUGGCUAUUGUACCGAGCUUUGUUUUGGUGAAUCGAGUGCCACCUGUGGUGCCAAUUGGCUUCUCUCGAUGUACUCUUUCAAUGCCAGUGCCAUUCCUGGAUGUCUGCCUGGUUAUGGUGUUGGGCCUGGGAUCCAUGAGACCUCUGGGCUUCCGAAUAUCACCGGCAAUACCGUGUCGUCCACAAGUCUCAUGCCUACCGCUUCGGUCUCAAUCUCCCUCACGUCUACGUCAAUAGGCACUGGCGUCAUCUCAACGGGCACUGGCGUCAUCUCAACGGGCACUGGCGUCAUCUCAACAGGCACUGGCGUCAUCUCAACAGGCACUGGCGUCAUGUCGACCUCCUCUGUGUCCAUGACAGGGUCCACCACGUCGUCGCCGAGUCCAACGAGCACUCUGCCAACUCAUGAAGACCAGGAGGAUUCGUCCGAAUGGUAUGUUCUCGGAUGUGCUGUCGACUCGGCGACUCGUAUUCUCACUGGAGCCUCAAAGCUUACGGAGCAGGCUCUGACUGUGGAUGACUGUCUCACCUGGUGUGAGGAUCAAGGAUUCUCAUUCGCCGGAGUUGAAUACGGAGCACAAUGUUUCUGUGGCAAUUCGGUCCCUACCGCCAUCACCUACAAUGACACUCUCUGCAGCAUGCCUUGCACUGGAGACGCGACUGAAAUGUGUGGGGGAGAAUGGGGUCUCGAUCUCUUCGAGCUUGUCAAGGGAAGUUCAGGGUGCGCAGCGCCAACUAGCUCGGCUGGCACAACCGGCACGACAAGCGGCGUCUUCAUUGUCAAGCCAACAAGUGCUGCUGGAUCAGGUGGAGCUUCAGCUUCUCCGACCGCCUCUAGCACCACUUCCUCCCCCUCCAGCACCUCGACGCAGCCUUCAUCUACCCCAGACGAUCACCAAGUUUUCGCCCACUUUAUGGUUGGAAACACCUAUCCCUACGAUCAGUCCAAAUGGGCCGCCGAUGUCGCCGCCGCUGCUGCCCAAGGCAUCGACGGUUUUGCGCUAAACAUGGGAAGUGAUUCGUGGCAGCCUCCUCAAGUCACCAAUGCCUAUGCCGCCGCUGAAGCCGCCGGAAACUUCAAACUCUUCCUCUCCCUUGACAUGACGUCGUUGAGCUGUAGCUCCGCAUCUGAUGCUCAGGACCUCGUCAACCUCGUCAAGACAUACGCUUCGUCUUCCGCUCAGGCCAAGUUCGAGGGCCAGGUACUCGUCUCCACCUUUGCCGGAUCAGACUGUACCUUUGGAUCUGGCUCCUCCAACGCAUGGCAAACUCAAUUCGUCGAUGCUCUCACUCAGGACGGUGUUGACAUCUUCUUCGUCCCCUCCAUUUUCUCCGACCCCAGCACCUUUGCCUCUACAUCUUGGCUCGAUGGUGAAUUGAACUGGAACUCUGGAUGGCCAAUGGGCGGUCAGGACUUGACCACGGCCAGCGAUGUCCAAUACAUGAGCGCCCUCGGGUCCAAGGCAUACAUGCCUGCUAUCUCUCCCUUCUUCUUCACCCACUUUGGAGCCAACUCGUGGAACAAGAACUGGCUCUACCGAAGCGAUGAUUGGCUUUACGCCACUCGAUGGGAACAAGUCAUCAGCAUGAGAUCUCAAGUCAAAAUGACUGAAAUUCUUACCUGGAACGACUAUGGCGAGUCUUCUUACAUUGGACCCAUCGAUGGUGCUCUUCCUGCCAACUCGGGUCAAUGGGUCAAUGGAUUCGACCACACCGUCUUGUCCACUCUGACUCAAUACUAUUCUACCGCUUUCAAGACUGGUUCCUACCCAGACAUCACUAAAGACCAAGUCUUGCUCUGGCAACGACCACACGCGGCCGACGCCAACUGCCCCAACGAUCCAGCAGGCAAACCAGCCGGUACGGAGAACACGGACGACAAUCUCUACGCUAUUGCCCUCAUGACGGCUCCGGGUUCAGUCACACUGACUGCCGGUUCCACCUCGCAAACCUUCCAGGUUCCCGCAGGGUUGAACAAGCUGAAGAUUCCCUCGGCGCCCGGAGCGAUGGGUGGAUCAAUCUCGAGGGGUGGACAGGUCGUCGCCAGUGUCGAGUCGACAGGUUUCGACUGGACUCUGACGCCUGAGCUCUACAACUACAACUACUUUGCGAUCUCGUCAUGAGGUUUCGAACCUCCUGGCACGACCUCGACCACGUAGAUAUGAACCCCCUCGCUCGUGCAGGCACGGACAAUGAUCUUUUUUUCUUGCUUGAAUAGGGACGUUUCGGUACAUUAUUGCAUGCAACCGUUACAUUUUA